This is a messenger RNA of Cyanistes caeruleus (blue tit), 5039 nucleotides long. Its product is annotated as excitatory amino acid transporter 4-like. NCBI's taxonomy places the organism in Eukaryota, Metazoa, Chordata, Aves, Passeriformes, Paridae. The record is from RefSeq and is a predicted model, not a curated record. Gene Ontology annotation, cellular component: plasma membrane. Gene Ontology annotation, biological process: L-glutamate transmembrane transport. Gene Ontology annotation, molecular function: glutamate:sodium symporter activity; L-glutamate transmembrane transporter activity; neutral L-amino acid transmembrane transporter activity.
UAUUUUCUUGGGUAGGCCCUUCCAACAUGUGUUUUUCUGGAAAGAUGAUUGAAACUUUGGAGGGCACAGUACUUGAAGUUACAGUCCCCAGUUGACACUUGCAUGACCUGAGAUGCUGUUGAACCUUCAAUAAGAAGAUUGGUGUCAUUAGUGCCAUGGAAUCAUGGAUGCCAUGUGAGGCCUAGCAAUUUAUUUGGUUCAGAAAGUGUGUCCUUGUCUCCUAAUGCAGUGAUGGCUUGUGUCUGGAGCAAGUUUAAUCAACGGGAAAUGACAGAAACAGUCAUAACUCCAAAUGGCUCAUCGAGCAAAGCCCCAUCUAAUCACCAUCCUGAUUUAUGGUCGCACUCAAUGAUUUUAAAGUUCUUUUCAAACCUAAACAAUUCUAUGAUAAAUGUCUGAAAAAGCCAGUUGAUGCUGGGAGUUGGUCUCUGUAACCUGGCCAAGAUCCAGUUGUCCUCUUCUUACAGAGCUGAUGAGGACACAGGAUUUGGGGUGAUUUAAUUUCCAGGGUCAUCUGUAAAAUGACCAUGGCGCUUUGGCUUUGACCUACUCCUCGCUAGAUGAGUUCAAACUCUGUGGCAAGCUCCAUCUGCAGAUGCAACAUAUCAGCCUUGCUAUGCCAAAGCCAGAGUACACAGCAAAACCCCUACACUGGGGCCACCUGAAUUAAGGAGAAGGCUACUUUCAUUGGACAGCUAUGUCCAUUGUGAGUGAUGUAUCUGGUAGGGCCAGAAACAGAGGUGCUGUUGUAACUUUGGUGCUGUGGCUUGAUUUUUGAAUAUAAUUUUUCACUCUGCCACAUUCAGAGGCUAGCAAUGGGCUGUGUGGUGCUCACACCUGUAACCUGACUUGUGGUUUUGACGUAGUGCAUUGAUCAAAAUUUUGAAAUGUGGGACUUUUAUUUAAAAAACUGCAUCAGGAAUCAAUAAAGAAAUCAGCGAGCAGUGGAAGUUUUGCCUACUUCCUUGGAAGCAGAGUCUGUCUCCCUGACAGACAGCUACUGUAUUUCCUUUGCAUGUCAGUUCACUGAUUCCUCCAUAUGAUGUGCCUAACACAUCAAAGAGAAACUGCAGAAGUUUGGCUGAAACACAGACACAUGUCUAUUCCCUAAGGCUGAUCUAGACAAACCACAGGGCUGUCUGGACCUCAGAGGUCCUGUGCACACAGACUGGACCAGGGAAGGACCUGCCUGUCCAGUACUCAGCUGUUGCUGUUGGAUUGACUUGUGCAUGCAACCUCUCCUGUGGAAGGAACCCUUUUAAGGGACAGAAGUGGAAUGGGAAUGAGAUUUGAUUCUCAUUUAACAGCUGCCCUGCUCUCUGUUCCUGCUAACUCUCCUUGAAGCUUGUGUGAGGAGGCAGAAGAAAGUGCAAACCCACCGGUACUGUGAAAUCCAGUAAGGGCUCUGUGCAGCCUCCUGGUGACAGGUGCUUUCUGUGCUCUGGUCUGGUGCAAUCAUCAAAGAUUUUUUUCUGUCUCCUCCUACAUGCCACUCCCCCACCCCUUUCUGCCAUGUAUCCUGAGCAUAUACAGUCUUCCUUCCCUCUCUCAGGAGGUAUUGCUCAGAGCUCUCUGCUAACACUGUACCUUUCUAGGGAGAAAAAUCCUGCUUCCUGCCUUUGAAAGAAUUAGAGAACGAAACAACGCAGAAUAAUCCUCAAGACAAAAACUACUUGCUUCCCUCUGUGCUUGACAACCUGCACUAGUUCCAGCAUAGGCAGAGCUGUGCCUGGAGGACUAAGCAGCUGUCCUGACCAUGAGCGAGCAGAGCCACGUCAACAGCCUGUUCCUCAACGAGGAUGCAGCCAAGAGGCUCCACGCUGACAGCCGGGUGCAGCGGUUCCGUCAGGCUGUGCAGAAGCGGGCGGCACGGGCCAAGAAGCGGAUGCACAGCAUCACUGCUGAAAGUGCUAAAAGCUUCUUCAGGAGAAAUGCCUUUGUCCUCUUCACCAUUGCUGCGGUCCUACUAGGGAUUAUCCUGGCCUUCUCCCUCCGGCCCUACCAGCUGACCUAUCGCCAGAUCAAGUAUUUCUCCUUCCCUGGCGAGCUGCUGAUGCGUAUGCUUCAGAUGCUGGUUCUUCCUCUCAUUGUCUCUAGCUUGAUUACAGGAAUGGCUUCACUGGAUAGCAGAGUCUCAGGGAAGAUGGGGAUGCGGGCUAUCAUCUACUACAUGGUGACCACAAUCAUAGCUGUCUUCAUCGGCAUCUUCAUGGUGAUCAUCAUACACCCAGGAAAAGGAUCUAAGGACAAACUUCACCGAGAAGGCAGAAUUGAGCAGGUGCAGACCACAGAUGCCUUCAUGGACUUGGUGAGGAAUAUGUUCCCGCCCAACCUGGUAGAAGCUUGCUUCAAACAGUACAAGACUCAGUACAGCACCAGAGUCUUCACCAGAACCAUCAUCCACAGCAGCAAUGUCACAGCAGGUGUGACAACCACUCAGAUCCCUGUACCUGAGAAUUUCACCAGUAUUAUGGAGAAUGUCACUCAUGCCCUGGGAACCAUCUCCGAGGUGCUGACCUUUGAAGAAAUCAUUCCCAUCCCAGGUUCAGCCAAUGGGGUGAAUGCGCUGGGACUGGUAGUGUUCUCCAUGUGCUUCGGUUUGAUGAUCGGCAGCAUGAAGCAGAAGGGACGGGCCCUGCGGGAGUUCUUUAACUGCCUCAACGAAGCCAUCAUGAGGCUGGUGGCCAUUAUCAUCUGGUAUGCUCCCGUUGGGAUCAUGUUUUUAAUUGCGGGCAAAAUCCUGGAGAUGGAUGACCUGGCAGUGAUGGGAGGCCAGCUGGGGAUGUACACGCUCACUGUUAUCGUUGGACUCCUCAUUCAUGCCCUUUGCAUCUUGCCCCUGCUCUACUUCAUUGUCACUCACCGAAACCCCUGGGUGUUCAUUGCAGGGCUCCUGCAGGCUCUCAUCACAGCCCUGGGCACCUCCUCCAGCUCAGCAACUCUGCCCAUAACCUUCAGGUGCCUGGAAGAAAACAAUGGUGUGGACAGGCGCAUCACGAGGUUUGUGCUGCCUGUGGGAGCCACAAUUAACAUGGACGGCACUGCUCUGUAUGAGGCCCUUGCAGCCAUCUUCAUUGCACAAGUCAACAACUAUGAACUUGACUUUGGGCAAAUCAUCACAAUAAGCAUCACUGCCACAGCAGCCAGCAUUGGAGCCGCAGGUAUUCCCCAGGCAGGACUGGUGACAAUGGUUAUAGUGCUGACAUCAGUGGGGCUGCCUACUGAAGACAUUACACUGAUCAUCGCUGUGGACUGGUUUCUGGACCGCCUUAGAACAACUACCAAUGUCCUGGGGGAUUCUCUCGGGGCUGGCAUUGUGGAGCAUCUCUCCCGGCAUGAGCUGGAUGCGCAAGACUGCGAACUUGACUAAACAGAUCCUGUAUAUAUCACAGACUAUUUGUCCAACUUUUCAAGAAAACAUUGAAUUCUAAUCCUGAAGAGACUUCCUGUAUAAAAAGGGCAAACUGAAGGAUGAAUCAGAAGAUUGUUGGAUUGGAUUCUAGCUCAAAUGGGAAUUAAUUCUGGGAAGUCCUAUGGCUUGGGUUACACAGACAGUCAUACUAGAAAAUCAUAAGGGUCCCUUCUGGCUUUAUAAUAUAUGCACAUACUUUCUGGCUUAGAUAUCAAAAAGGGUCUUUCCAGCCCAAUCAUUUCUAAAAGCUACCUGAAAGGAUCCUAAUGAUACUUAAAUAAAACUCUGCAGGAGCCUAACCUGUUUUCAGUUCCUGUUAGCAGACAUGUACACAUAUCACAAAAGGGACUCUCCAUACCACAUUGCAUCCACAUGUUCACAGAAGUUCCCAAAAAGUGGUAAGCACCAAGCCUUGCCAUGUGUUUCCUGCUUUCCACACAAGACUAACAGAGCACAAACAAGUAGAGGCAUCAUUUUCCAACAAUGCAAACCAGUCUUCCUUUGGGAAUUUCAGAAUUCAGUUUGUAGAUUUCAGUUCUGAUGUUUACCCAUGUUAUUAACCAGAUUAUGAUUCGGAUUAUCUGUUUAGAGUACCUCAACAUCAAAGUAUUGUCAGAAAUUUGCAUAUACUUACAUAUAUAUCUAUACAUAUAUAUGAAAGGGGUACAUAUGUGCAAGCAUACCUAUACACUGAGUCAAUUUUUUUGUUACUCAUCCAAGAAGGAAAGCCAAUAUUACAGUCUCACUAUGUGUAAAGCUGCAUAUUUCAUUUUGGUGCCCACCUUGAUUUACUCAUUUAACCCUGUACUUAAAAAACUGAGGCUGUUCUACUUCGUUCCAGAAAUGAGUCUUUCGAAGCCAGAUUUCCCAGAAAGGAGCUCAAUGCAUGCCAAUUUUGACUUGUACCUGCUGGUGAUGAAAUGAGAACUUCUCAAUGUAUAGAAAAAAUUCUCCACUGUGUCCUUGUCUGUACACAUCUCAAAGAUCCGCAUCCACACUGCACCUGUAUAGGCAAAGGCCAAGCUUUCAGAGCUCAGUCAAAAAUACUAAAGUAUUUGUACUCCUUCCAAAUCCAGUGCUGACCUUGUACUAACUCAGCCUUUAAAACUGGAUAAUUGAAAGGUAUUUUAUAAUUUUAUCCACCAUCUUUUAAAAUUACCAGAUAUUUGUGAGCUUAUGCAGUCUUUACUGCGCUCCUGCUGCUUCAACUUGCAGAAACUUUCUAAGUUUCUCAUACUUGCAAACAGAUCUCUUUCUAAUGAUUAUAAAUGGCAUGAAACAGAGAGCUAUCUCAAUGUGUAAAUACACAAGUAGCUCUUGGAUAAGGACAUAACUCUUCAAUACUAAUUUGGAGAAAAUCCAGGAAGAAUAUGGAUUUUCAGUUAGGCUGCAUGUCAUUUUAUGUAUGUGAUACAUGCACCUUUUUCCAGGAAUCAGAGCUGCCUAUGAAAUUGUAUGUCCUUCUGCUCUGCCCACAGAACUGGAGAUCAGUACUGUACAGUGUGUUCAUGGUAUUCAUGCAAUUUGACUCUGUUAAUUCCUGAGGGCUUUUUCUUCAUGCUAUUACUUCCAGUGUUAAUACAGAUAGUUUCCAUAUUUGAAAAAUAAAGGGAAUUUUUUUCCACAA